Molecule: messenger RNA, 2690 nt
Organism: Neolamprologus brichardi
Lineage: Eukaryota; Metazoa; Chordata; Actinopteri; Cichliformes; Cichlidae
Source: RefSeq, a predicted model, not a curated record
CCUAUGCUGGAACCAGAGGCAGGACUUGUGUCCAAAUCGGAGUAGAGGAAAUCAAAGCACCGGGGGACAGGGAGUCAGCGGGCACACAGGCAGGCCGUACCCACAGUUACCUCCAUCGUCUCAAAGCUUUCUCCUCGGUCACAAUGAUCAAGUGCGCGCAGGGGGUGUUGUAUCUCUCGGUUCUGGUGACGUUCGCCGCCUGCAACGCUCCUCCGGUACCGUUAGACGACAUCCUCAUUGAGAAAACCUCCGUGCCAGAGCAGUGUGUGCGCGCGGUCAAAGUGGGAGAUUUUGUCAGGUAUCACUACAUCGGCACGUUUCCAGACGGCAACAAGUUCGACUCCAGUUAUGACCGUGGCAGCACGUACAAUGUCUUUGUUGGCAAGAAGCAGUUGAUUGAAGGGAUGGACAAAGCUCUCGUGGGAAUGUGUGUCAACGAGAGAAGACUGGUGAAGAUCCCACCUCAACUCGCCUACGGAAAACAAGGCUACGGUAACAUCAUCCCUCCUGACUCCAUCCUCCACUUUGACGUCCUGCUCCUCGAUGUGUGGAACCCCGAGGAUGGCGUCCAGACAAACACUUACCACACACCCUCCGUCUGCUCCAGAAAGGUGGAAGUGUCUGACUACGUCCGCUACCACUAUAACGGCACCCUGCUGGACGGGACCCUCUUUGAUUCCAGCCACACCCGCAUGAGGACCUAUGACACUUACGUCGGGAUCGGCUGGCUGAUCGCCGGUAUGGAUCAGGGUCUUCUGGGAAUGUGUGUUGGAGAGAGGCGCAUCAUCACUAUGCCCCCAUCGCUUGGAUAUGGAGAGAAUGGAGAUGGCAGUGACAUCCCCGGACAGGCUUCCCUGGUGUUUGAUGUUGUCCUCUUGGACCUCCACAAUCCCAGAGACGGGAUCACAGUGACUAACCAAGUGGUGCCAGAGUCCUGCACGAGGAAGACCGUUUCUGGAGACUUUGUGCGUUACCACUACAACGGCAGCCUUCUGGAUGGGACAUUUUUUGAUUCUAGCUACUCUCGCAAUCGUACCUACGACACAUACGUGGGUCGAGGCUACGUGAUCGCCGGCAUGGAUGAGGGCCUGAUCGGAGUCUGCAUUGGGGAGAGACGCACCAUCACCAUCCCCCCGCAUCUCGGUUACGGAGAGGAGGGCACAGGCACAAAGAUCCCAGGCUCGGCAGUGCUGGUGUUUGAUGUCCACAUCAUCGACUUCCACAACCCCUCGGACAUCACUGAGAUCACCGCCACUUUCAAGCCAGACGAGUGUGACAGGCAAACUAAGAAGGGAGACUUUGUUAAAUACCACUACAAUGCCUCUCUGAUGGACGGCACAUCCAUCGACUCCACGCUUGCUGGUCUGGAGCAAAGCCACAAAGCCACAGCAAGAUCAGACCAAGAGCUCAGGAGCUACACCUCAGACUCAGUUAGCAUGAUUGAGCUUUUAUUUGUGCGUCCAGCUGGUGAGGUUCCAGGCAGUGCCGUGCUGGUGUUUGACAUCGAGCUGGUUGACAUGGAGGAAGGACUUCCCGAAGGCUACAUGUUCAUCUGGAACGACGAGGUGUCUCCAGACCUCUUCUCUGAGAUGGACAAAAACAGCGACAAAGAGGUGGAGCCCUCUGAGUUCACUGACUACAUCAUGCGGCAAGUGACCGAGGGUAAAGGUCGCCUGGCUCCCGGCUUUGAUCCUUACCGCAUCAUUGACAACAUGUUCUCCAACCAGGACCGCGACGGUGACGGAAAGAUCACAGAGGCAGAGUUCAAACUUAAAGCCGAUGAGGCUGCUGCUCACGACGAGCUAUGACGUGCUUUAUAGCGCGAGGGUAUAAGGCAAAGGGUCAGAUAGUUGGGGAAAUGGGGACUAAUAGUAAAUUUGUGGGUGGUAGAGUAGCUGCAGAUGGGUUUGUAUGUUUAAAGUGUGGAGGGGGAAAUGGGCUGACAGAGAUUUUUGUGGACUUAGAUGAUAGAGUUAAAGGACGUCUCGUCCAUGAAGUGCCAAUUGAGUGUAAGAAGAAAUAAAGAGUAUGUAGGAUUUAGAAAAAAAUCAUGUAAUUUGAGGACUACGAUGGAAAUGAAUGAAUUUUUUAACCUCCUUUCUCAUCAAAGGGUAUAAAGGCACUCCUGUGUGAGAGAACAAACAAGUGCCUAGCUCCACUUUGUCUAGAUUAAAAACUCUUUUGACUUUACAGACUUUUAUUUUCUUAUUUUCUACUCAGUUUGUCCAAACUGUCUUGACAGGAGCACCGAGUUAUUUGUAAUUAACUGUGAUACACUGUGAUGGAAGAAAGGUUCUUACUCAGAGCUGCCGCUGUUUUUAAAAGUGAAAAAUAAUAGGGUUUUAUUUCCUUUAUUUACAUUCAACACCUACCACUGUUUCACUUUUAAAUGUCAGCCCACCUUCUGUGUUUUCAGCCAUUAAAAUCAUUCAGUCACCCUCCAGCUGUCAGGUCUGAAACCUCCAUUCCUUCACUCGUUUUUGGUCUACUGUUUGUUCCUUCGCUUGUUUCGGUCUUGUCUGGAUGUCUGGUGCAGUUUAGGAAUUUGUGUGCAAGUGUGUGCGUGUGGGUGCAAGAGUGAGACAGAGCUAUGCAAAUAGAGUAUUUUUUUUCUAUUACUUUUACAUUCAGGAGAACACUAAGGCUUGAUGUCGCCUGUAUCAGCUGAAAAUUUCAUUCGAUUAAAUGAC